AUGCGAUCCUCAAUCCUCUGUUUGGCCUUGGCUGGCCUUAGCACCAUCGCGCAGGCCACACCCGUUAUCAACCACGAUACUCAGAAUGAAGUUCGUGCAGAGACCAGGGGUUUAAUCACACGCGGUCUCACCCAUAUGUUCUUCCCCCGCCAGGUUCCCACGGCCUCCGAGCCUCCUCCAACUAGGAGGCAAGCAACAACUCCUCCUCCCCCUCUCUCAAGCGCUCCCGGCGGCGGCGGCGGCCCUGUGAACAACGCCAACCGAACAGUCACUUUGACGGUAAUUCAAGGCGACACGCUUGGCCAAAUUGCCCGGCUUCUGAACUCAGGCAUUUGCAACAUCGCUAAGCUCAACAACAUCGCCAACCCUGACUUCAUUGAGGUCGGCCAGGUCCUGCAGGUUCCCAUCAACGUUGCGAACCCGGACAACGACUCGUGCCUCAACCGUGGUGGUGGUAUCCCCCCGGCGAACGGGACUCCUCCUGCUCCUCCUGCUCCUGGCGCUGCCCCGCCGGGUGGAAAAAAGAACAAGAAGAGGAAGAGGAGCAUCAACUUUUCAUCGCCGCAUGUCCACCGCGCUCACGCAGUUUGA
Colletotrichum truncatum is the source of this 591-nucleotide messenger RNA. RefSeq names its product intracellular hyphae protein 1. Lineage: Eukaryota; Fungi; Ascomycota; Sordariomycetes; Glomerellales; Glomerellaceae. The record is from RefSeq and is a predicted model, not a curated record.